Cuscuta europaea is the source of this 1332-nucleotide messenger RNA. The record is from the annotation of a GenBank genome assembly. NCBI's taxonomy places the organism in Eukaryota, Viridiplantae, Streptophyta, Magnoliopsida, Solanales, Convolvulaceae.
AUUCUCGACUAAUUUGUGCACUAAUUACUUUAAUUUUAAUUAAUUAGUUAAUCUUUUGUAUAUUUUCCAUGCAUACGCCGCUAAAUAUGGAGAAUUGGGCGAAAUCAUUAUGGGUGCCGUUCUUCUUGUGGUGUGCUACUACUAAAAGAGUGGGCGUCUCCGCUUGGUCUCAUCAACGCCGGCCACCGCCACAGGUGACGCCGCCGCCGUGCUUUUUCAUAUUUGGGGACUCACUGGUUGACAGCGGUAACAACAAUGGCCUCCUCACUCUCGCAAGGUCAAACUACUUGCCUUAUGGUGUUGACUUUCCCGACGGUUCUACUGGCCGCUUCACUAAUGGCCGUACUUUCGUUGAUAUUCUAGCUCAACUGCUAGGGUUUCAAAAUUACAUUCCAGCUUUCUCAAGAGCACGACGGCGGGAAUUUAUUCGAGGUGUUAAUUUUGCUUCUGGCGCUGCAGGCAUUCGGGAUGAAACUGGAAAUAAUUUGGGAUAUCAUAUAGCAAUGAACCAACAAGUAGAGAACUUCGCAAGAACAGUACUGGGGAUGAGGAAAUUUUUCAGAGGAGAUGAUAACUACACACUACUUCAUGACCAUCUAAGCAAAUGCAUUUUCUACUCUGGAAUGGGAAGUAAUGACUACCUCAACAACUAUUUCAUGACUGAUUUCUAUUCAACUCAUUCUGAAUUCACCCCUCAAGCUUAUGCUGCAUCCCUUCUCAAUGACUAUUCACGACAAUUAACGGAGAUAUAUUCAUAUGGGGCUCGAAAGAUAAUCGUGACGUCUAUUGGACAAAUCGGAUGCAUACCAUAUGAGCUAGCGAGGUACAAUGGGAAUGGCAUUAACAGAUGCAAUGAAGAAAUUAACAAUGCCAUUUCCAUGUUCAACUCUGGGCUCAAGAGGCUUGUAGAUAAGUUCAAUAGAGGCUAUUUGCCUGGAUCCAAGUUUGUUUACUUGGAUUCAUUUGCAAGCACCAAGGACCUUGUUGUCAAUGCAAAAACAUAUGGAUUUGAAGUGGUGGAUAAAGGAUGUUGUGGGGUGGGGAGGAACAAUGGCCAAAUAACAUGUCUUCCUCUUCAACUACCUUGUGAUGAUAGAUCAAAGUACAUCUUUUGGGAUGCUUUUCAUCCCACAGAAGUUGCAAAUAUUCUCCUAGCCCAGAAGGCCUACAGUUCAACUUCCAGAGAUUUUGCUUAUCCCAUCAACAUUCAACAAUUAGUUGCGAUUUAAAAAAUGCAACAUCUCCUCAUUCCGUCAUUUUUAUGAUUCCAAUAAUGUUGUAGCAACUUGUAUCAUGACUCUCUAUUUCAAUUCCUUAAAUGUAUGCUUUGUU